This is a messenger RNA of Chlamydomonas reinhardtii, 2399 nucleotides long. RefSeq lists its product as uncharacterized. Bases 278 to 1870 code for a protein of 530 amino acids. Lineage: Eukaryota; Viridiplantae; Chlorophyta; Chlorophyceae; Chlamydomonadales; Chlamydomonadaceae. The record is from RefSeq and is a predicted model, not a curated record. The transcript is spliced from 4 exons.
CAACUGCGUACUUAGACUUCAUAAUGUGUGCCGACGAAUUCCAACACAAGAGUAAACAAAAUUCUGGAAGCCUCCUGCACCAAAGUGACGCCAAAACCUUUGAUAGUUGCUGCGCGCGAGCCCGCAGUGCUUCGCCUUCAAAGAGGAACGACAUAACCGACCUGCAAACCCACUAGGCGUGACUACCGGUGAAGAGUGUUUGAGCAUCCAACAUCCACAACGCUUGAGGCCAAUGUCGCUUUACACCCGCCCAGACGGGGGCGCCCGCUCCAUCUCCAUGCGUGAGCUGGCGUCAAUGCCCUUCGACAGCCUGGUGUCGGCGGUAGCGCCCAUGGAGCUGGCAGAUCCGUAUGCGCUACGGGCACGCGGCCCCCCACCGGCGGCCCCACUUCGGGACAGGACCUCUUGCUCGGGACUGGGCCCCGGCACACCGCACCACGCCCCGCUACCCAAUGCUGCCGCAGCGUCCCAACACGAGGACCACCAACACGCCCGAAGCCCCCAGAUCCGCCACCAGGAUAACGGUGACGGUGGACGGGUCAGCCCCAUGCGGCGACAGCCCUGCUCCACAUCAGGCGCGUCGGCUAGAGGAGAAGGCGAAGGCGAAGGGAGCAGAAGUGGCCGGCGAUUCCGUGGUUUUCGCGAGCGCUCUAGUGGCGCGAGGAGCUUUGGAGGCGGCACGGGCUGGGCGGGUGGUGGCAGCAUCCUGGAUGGCCUGCACUUGCCUCCACUGGAUGCACAGGCCCACCGGGGACCCGGCCAGGGAAGGUCACUGUCCGCAACCACAGACACCCACGACAGGUUCGCGGCCCCGGUGCCAGCCGCUGCAAUGGCAGCAGCAGCGGCGCCAGUGGCCGAGGGUCUGCUGAGUCAGCACAUGCGACUGAGGCGUGAAGGCUCACUGCUGAGUGCGCUGGCGGGGGCCGACGCGCUGCAGCAGCUGGUGGCCGAGCUGGAGGCGGCGGGUGCAGGCCUGGGUGGGCUGCUGGUGCCCCGGGUGCUGCUGAGGAGGUCCGCCAGUGUGGGCCGGCAGCGACCUAGCAGCCAUGCAGGCGACACUGCUGGCGGCUGGCCAACAGGCGACUUGGGAGGCGGCACACACCAUGCGGCGCCGCCCAGUUCCCGGCCGCGGGUGGUGGUGGAUGAGGACGGCUGGCAGGUGCCACCUCCGGAGCUGCUGCGCCAGGCGCCAGGGGCUGCAGCCAGGGAGCGGGACGAACUGGGCGCGGGCGGGCGGUGGCCUCAGCGGCGCAGCGCCUCCACCGGCCGCCACCCGCGGCUAGGCCGCAAUCGGGGCGGCGGCAUCAGCGGCGGCGAGGACGACUGGCCCUUCAGUGCAGGCGGUGUGGGCGGCAUGGGUAUGGGCGGGCUGUUCCACAUGCCCCUGAUGCCGCUGGGUGCACUGAGGGACAUGUUGGGUGGCCUAGGCGGUCUGGAGAUGGGCCUACUAGGCCUGGAGCCAGUGCUGCUGCCGCACGGCCUGUCGGCUGCAGACGGCGCCAGUGGCGGUAUGGGCUUGCGGCCCCACAACGCUAGUGGCCGUUAUCCCAGCGGCACGGCGGGUAAUGGCGGUGACGGCUAUGAGGCGCUGGUGGCGCUGGACGAGGGCCGUGUGAAGCGCGUGGUGCGGCCCGAGGUGGUGCGGGCACUGCCCACGCGCACCGCCCGGCGGACUGACACCAGCCAGCAGUGCGGCGUGUGUCUGGAGCGCUACGUGGAGGGCGGCAGCAGCAUCACCACACUGCCCUGCGGCCACGCCUUCAGCACUGGCUGCGCCGAGCCCUGGCUGGGCGGCCAGAGCGCCACCUGUCCCACCUGCCGCUGGGCCUUCCCGCAGCACCAGACGCAACUCCUCAUGGAGCCGCAAUAGGCGGAACAGGCGGGGAGCAGGGCUGAGGGGAGGGAGAGGAGUUGCGGGAAACUGAUGUCUUAGAGCGGAGGCGAUUGGAGGUACAGGAGACUGUGGGCCAGAGCGUUGUGGCCAGGGGCCCCUGGUUGUGGCUUUGCCAGCUGAACGAGUACGGCAUGCGUAUGAUGGCAGAUGAUGGCCGAGGCCUCGGGGACAUGUGCGCUAAUGCGCGUGGGGUGGUGAAACGGUUUCGGCCCUGCCCUUUUGGUGCCUCGAGAUGUUACCCUCCUCAGCCCAUUACCCUACACUGCAUGUCAAGUCGUGUUUGUGGUUAUAGGCACAGGUUAUAUGGCAACCUGUUCAGUUCAUUGCAGCUUUUGUGGCGGGUGUGAAUUGCAGAAGUGCAUUGCUGCGCCUGCGUGCAAGGCGUGUGAGGCCUGGAACCUGGAGGUGGGAACCCGGCAGUGCUAGAAGCAUCCGCGCCAGAUCGGCGGGCCGCCCUUGAUGGCCAGGACCUGCCGAUACAUUUCACUUGUAAAUACAUUACGUA